Molecule: messenger RNA, 2322 nt
Organism: Elaeis guineensis (African oil palm)
Lineage: Eukaryota; Viridiplantae; Streptophyta; Magnoliopsida; Arecales; Arecaceae
Source: RefSeq, a predicted model, not a curated record
UAGGGUAUUCGUUUUAGUUAUCAAUUCUUUUCAUAUUGUAAGAAAAAACUUUUCAUAUUUGAUAUAAAAUAAAAAUCUAUUUGAUAUCAAAUAACAAAUAAAUAUACUUUAUUUCAUUCUUUUAAAAUAAUUCUUAAGAAGUUACUAUUUAAAAUAACUGAAGAUAUUAAUAAAUUCUACGUAUUCUAUAUGUAUAUAUAAGUAAUUGUUUUAGGAAAAAGGGUUGGCUCAAGAUUAUUUUUUAUUUAUGUUGUAAUUGUAGAAACUAUAAAAGGUAGACCAAUGUGAUUUAAAGGAUAGUGUUUCAUAUAGAAGAUGUAUCAUUAAUUAUCCAAUACUUGUAAUUACGUUAUGGGCUAAGGCAUUAUUGGCUUCAUUAUUGUUUGAUUGUGGAAUCAAAGCACAGUGAAGGUUGCGAACCAUGGAAAAACACCCAUGAAUUGCUUUGUUCUAUCUUAAUGAUGCAGAUGUCGGAAUCAGAUUGAAGUUUCCUACUUGCUGAGUCCUAUAUUAAUUUGCUCAAAUUGAUGAACCAGUAAGGCAUAGGGAACAAAUUGUUGUCCCUAUCGAUAACAAAGCCUAAAAAGAAGGCAUUGUAUUUGCCAAAGCUUUAUUGAUUGGAUUCGCAUGAUAUUGGUCAUGACCAUAUGCAAGAUAAAAGGUACUGAUUGAUGUGGAUCUUGAGGUCAAUGAUCUGGGAAGUAGGAAAAUAGCCAUAACUAUCAUAAAUACAAUGGACCUUCGAUAUUUUUCAUGACUUCCUUACCCUGGAGUAGCGAGUUCGAUAUAUAAGUACGUGAAUAUGCAUGGUGCUACGGCCAACCUACAAUCGGAUGCAACUGCAGUGAUGUUGAGAAAUUCUUUGGUUCCUCUGACCAAAGUAACACAAUAAGUGAUUGCAUAACCAUAAAAGAAGAAAGGAACAAUGUUCCAAUCUGUUACUUGCCCUGUUUCCUUUCUUUCAGUCUUCAGAAAUUGGCCAAUGUCAAGAUCUUUGGGAACUUUGUACUCAAUGUUCUUCAAACCCUAUUUUAUCUCGUACCAUACUACAACUGCUGGAAAUACUCUAUUGAGCGCAAAUAUAUCAUAGAACCUUUGGUGCCACAUUUCUUUCUUUUCUUUGUUUUUUUUACCCGUCAACUGCACAUCAUGUUGCCACAUGCACAGAAAAGGAUCACAGCAAAAAAAAAAAAAGGAUAAGGACAAAGUGAACACAUAAUCUUAACAGGAUAAGAUAAAGUGGAAAAACAACUUGGAUGCAGAGUUGAAUGGCUUAAUGGAAAACCCAGAAGUUUAGAAAAAGAAAGGAAAGGAGAGAAAGUAAGCUGCAUAUAUAACAUAUCUGAUUUCAAGAGGUGAAAUGGAUUUGCUUGUUUGAAAUAAUUCUUCCCUGCAUGGCUUUGUUGCUUGCUUGAUCCCUAGAUAGGUUGCUGCUGCUCUUUCAUUCUUAUAAGGUUUCAAUUAUCAGCACUGGAGCGACUUCUAGUGACUAGCCAGAAUGAAAUGCCAAUGUACAUGCUGAGCAGUAGCGAGACUACAUCCCCCCGCCCCAUUAAAAGAAACUUCAGAAGGCCUUUUUGUAAUUUGGAAAAGAACUGAUAAUGCAAACAAGUUCCAAACAAAAAUUGAAUAUGCAUAUGGAUUUCACUUGUCAUGGCCAUCUACCAAUUCACAGGUCACCUCUGGUACAGGUUCGAAACGUAUUGCCAGGUUUUUUCCUUCUGUGUCCCAAUGCGGAGUCUGUUUUGAAGGAGGGUGUUAAGGAGCAGAUUGUGGGUUACUGGACUCAUGUGACCCAGCUCCCGGGCAUUGGCAAGUAUGCUGCUGAUGCAUACGCCAUAUUUGCUGCAGGCAAGCUACAACAGGUGAAACCCCAAGACCAUAAAUUAGUUGAAUACUGGAAGGAAGUUGGCGAGAUGUUAUACAGAAAUAGCUGACCAUUACCAGUCCUUUUGAAGCUUAGUUUUAUGUUUGAAAUGGCCAUGUUUUGUUCACUUUUGAGUUGCUGGUGUCGGCCAGUUUGAGACAUCUGACUUUUGUCUUUUUUGAUGUAAGGAAUGGCAAGAGGUACAGAUCUGGUUUAGCUUUAUCUAAUUUUGUAAACUAUGAUUUCUUGUGUCUAUGGUUCAAGUUAUUGCUGAUGGCAUUGCUUGGAUUUAUGUUAUAGGUUAGGUUUACGGAUCGGAAUUCCUAAUAGAUAGUUUUUGUGUUGUCUGAUGCUUGUGAGUGGACAAUGUUUGGCAGUGGUAGAAAUAUACAUGUAUUGCAUGGAAAGACUGAUCGCCUGUGAUUUAUUGGUCAAAAUGGGACGGUUGCUCUUCC